This is a messenger RNA of Prorocentrum cordatum, 1519 nucleotides long. The record is from the annotation of a GenBank genome assembly. NCBI's taxonomy places the organism in Eukaryota, Dinophyceae, Prorocentrales, Prorocentraceae.
AUGGCGGCAGCCCCGGACGAGGACAUCGCCCGCAAGGGCCGUCGGUCGCUGGCGGGCGCGGCGGGCAGCGCGGUGCACGCGGCGUCCGAGGACAUCCUCAACGUGUCCUUCCUGCUCGCGCACACGGCGUUCUCGUACUAUCGUGUGGCCUUCGGCCUCGAGCUGCGCGGCCCGUGGGGAGCGUUGAGCUGCUCUCGCGGCCGGGGGAAGCAGGGCACGGUGGCGAAUUGUGCGCAUUUUGACUUCUUGGAGCCUCUCGACUCGGUCUUGGUCUGGUCCGCCAGCCUGGCCGUGCGCAUCUCCCUGGUGCUCUUCCUGGCCAGCUGGGCGGGAGUCGUGUACCAUGGGCCUGGCCGCGUCCCCCGCAAACAGGAGCGCGGCAGCGACCUUCCCCCGGCGAUGGUUGCGGCGUUCGAGGUGGGCAAGUUCAACACGCAGCGGCCGUUCUGCGCGUCUGACGGCUGGUGUGAUAGAUGCGAUCUCUGGAAGCCCGUGCUUGCACACCACUGCAAGCUGUGCCAGCAGUGCGCAAUGUGGAUGGACCACCACUGUACGUGGUGUGCAUGCUGCAUCGGCUUCCGGAACUUCCGGUGCUUCAUCGUGUUUCUGUGUUACGGGCAGGUGUAUUCGGCGUUGGUCACGCUGCUGGCUGCCCGUUACACGCUGAGCGAUCGCUCUGGGCUCGAUUCUUGGAGCCAGCUGCGCCUCUUGAUUUUCUGGCCCACGGCGCUCCUGGCCAUCCGGCGGAUCCACGUGUACCGCAAGGAGGCGCUCUGGAGGGUUGGCGCCGGCUGGUGCUCUGGGGUGUUGAUGCUGAAGUUCGAGGCUGUAAUGGAGGCCACUCGCCGGGUGGCCGAUUCUGGCUGGCGUCGCCAGGACCUGAUCGCCCUGGCGUGCAGGCUGUACAUGCCAGGGGGCCUGGGAGUGCGAGGUCCCCUUGGGCUGCCCCUUGCCCGCAUCAUCGGCAACCUGGCCACCGUCUUCGGCGAGCCCCCGUGUCCUCGCUGGCUCCUCCCCUGCGUCCCCGGCGGGAGCGGCGACCCGACCCGCCCUGGCGCGUACGACGCCGAGGUCUGUGCCGACUGGGCGGCGCUGUGCCGGCUGCUGGAGGAGCACCGCCAGGAGUGCGGCGGAGGCGUGGACGCCCCCGCCGAGAGCCCGUGCGACCGAACGGGGCCGGAGGCGCGCGCCCUCGCGGGCGACCCGGAGGUGCGGGCGCCGCCGGCGCGGGCAGCGGGGCCCGCCGCACGGGAGCCGGCGUGCAGCGCGUGAGUGCUCCGAGCGGCCCCCCGGGCCGCCGCCGUGCGCAGGCGGUGGCCCGGAGGCCUCUCUCUGGGGGGACACGCCCGACUUCACUCUCGGAGGGCCUGCGGGAGGCCUCCCGGAGCGUGUGCCGCGCGCCGCGGCGGUGGCGAGUGCCGGGUGCGAAGGGGCCGCCUGCCGCGGCUACUGGCCAGGCACGUCGGCGACGCGCUGGCACCUGCAGCUGCCCGAGCUCCACGCGAGGGGGAAAAAGCAG